This is a messenger RNA of Heterocephalus glaber (naked mole-rat), 5311 nucleotides long. RefSeq names its product desmoglein 3 (gene Dsg3). The record is from RefSeq and is a predicted model, not a curated record. Gene Ontology annotation, biological process: homophilic cell-cell adhesion. Gene Ontology annotation, cellular component: desmosome; plasma membrane. Lineage: Eukaryota; Metazoa; Chordata; Mammalia; Rodentia; Bathyergidae. Gene Ontology annotation, molecular function: calcium ion binding.
CAACUUUGUCUUUAGCCUGAGAACUGCUCUUUCAGCUCACAACAAAGGAUUUCAUUGCUGUAGGAACUGAGGUGUGUCUCAGUUUUUACCUGGGGGAAAGAGUGAUGCAAGUGUUUCUGAGGAGACCAAUCCUUGGGUGAGGUUGGGCAGGAGCCCUCGAGAAGGCCACCUUGGACUCCUGCGCCAGGCUGCAGAGGCUCUGCUGCAGGAAGGUGACAUCCUCUAUCCUCUGGGGACAGAGGGCUGGGAGGGCCGCCACGGAGGCUCUCUUGGAUUUGUUCUCCAGGGAACAGAGACCAUGGCUUGGCUCGUCCCCAAGCCCAUCCGGGCUCUGGCCAUUUUAAUGGUCUUUGUAUUGGUUCAUGGAGAAUUACAGAUAGAGACAAAAGAGCCCCAUGGAGAAGAUGAGACAGCAGUUCAACAGGGGAAAAGAAGGCACAAACGAGAGUGGGUGAAAUUUGCAACGCCCUGCAGAGAAAGAGAAGACAACUCCAAAAGAAACCCCAUUGCCAAGAUUACUUCAGAUUUCCAAACAACCCAGAAAAUUACCUAUAGAAUUUCUGGGGUGGGAAUUGAUCAGCCUCCUUUUGGAAUCUUUAUUGUUAACCCAAACACGGGUGAAAUUAAUAUAACAGCCAUCGUUGACCGAGAGGAAACCCCAAGCUUCCUGAUCACGUGUCGAGCUCUAAGUGUCCUAGGACAAGAUGUAGAGAAACCGCUUAUACUAACGGUCAAAAUUUUAGAUGUUAAUGAUAAUGCUCCAGUAUUUUCACAAAGAAUAUUCAAGGGCGAAAUUGAAGAAAACAGUGCUUCAAACUCGCUGGUGAUGAUACUAAAUGCCACAGACGCAGAUGAGCCAAACCAUCUGAACUCUAAAAUCGCCUUCAAAAUCGUCUCCCAGGAGCCCACAGGAACACCCACGUUCCUCAUAAGCAGAAACACUGGAGAAGUCCGUACUUUGACCAAUGGUCUCGAUCGAGAGCAAUUUAGCAGCUAUCGGCUGGUUGUGAGUGGUGCAGACCAGGAUGGAGUAGGACUGUCAACUCAAUGUGAAUGCGAUAUUAAAGUGAAAGAUGUCAACGACAAUUUCCCAGUGCUUAAAUAUUCUCAGUAUUCAGCACGUAUUGAGGAAAAUACUGUAAGCUCUGACUUACUUCGAUUUCAAGUGACAGAUUGGGAUGAAGAGUAUACAGAUAAUUGGUUGGCCGUGUAUUUCUUUACCUCUGGAAAUGAAGGGAAGUGGUUUGAAAUAGAAACUGACCCAAGGACCAAUGAAGGCAUCCUGAAAGUGGUAAAGCCUCUAGAUUAUGAACAAAUACAAAGCAUGCAAUUUAGUAUUGCUGUCAAAAAUAAAGCUGAAUUUCACCAGUCAGUAGUCUCUCAAUAUAGAGUUCAGUCAACCCCAGUCAUAAUUCAGAUCAUAGAUGUAAAAGAAGGAAUUGCAUUCCGCCCUGCUUCCAAGACGUUUACUGUGAAAAAAGGCAUUAGUAGUAAACACUUGAUUAAUUAUAUCGUGGGAAUAUAUCAAGCCAUCGAUGAAGACACUAACAUGGCUGCCUCAUCUGUUAGAUAUGUCAUGGGUCGUAAUGAUGGCAAUUUGUUAACUAUUGAUCCAAAAACUGCUCAAAUCAAAUUUGUCAAAAACAUCGCCCGGGAUUCUACUUUCAUAGUUAACAAGACAAUCACAGCUGAGGUUCUGGCCAUAGACGAAAACACGGGUAAAACUGCCACUGGCACCGUACAUGUUGAAGUACCUGGAUUUAAUGACAAUUGUCCACCAGUUGUCCUGGAAAAAGGUGAAAUCUGUAGUUCGUCACCUUCCGUGGUUGUGUCAGCAAGAGCCCUGGAAAGAGACAGAUACAUGGGUUCCUACACAUUUUCAGUGGAGGAGCAACCUCUAAAGUUGCCAGUUGUGUGGAGAAUCACAACUCUCAAUGCUACCUCGGCACUGGUAAGAGCCCAGCAGCAGAUAUCUCCUGGAGUGUACAGAGUCCCCCUCACGGUUACAGGCAACAAGGACCGGAAUUGCGAGUCCUCGGAGACCUUGACCCUGACGGUCUGUCAGUGUAACGACAGGGGCUCCUGUAGAAGUUCAAACACUGACCCUCAUAUCCAGCCCCAGAGGCAGCUGUCCAGGCUGGGGCCCGACGCCAUCGGUUUGCUCCUUCUCGGGCUUUUGCUGCUGCUGUUGGUCCCUCUCCUACUGCUAACCUGUGACUGUCAAAGGGGUCCCACUGGGGGAGUGGCAGGUGGUUUUAUUCCAGUUCCUGAUGGUUCAGAAGGAACAAUUCAUCAGUGGGGAAUUGAAGGAGCUCAACCUGAGGACAAGGAAAUCACAAAUAUUUGUGUGCCACCUAUAACAACUAAUGGAGUAGAUAUUGUGGAGAAUUCUGAAGUUUGUACAAAUACAUAUACCGGAGGGACAGUGGUGGAAGGUGUUUCUGGAAUGGAACUGACCACCAAGGUGGGAGCAGCUACAGGGUCUGGAGCUGUGCCGGGAUUUGGAGCAGCAGCUGCACUAGGCCCCUGUCCCCUGGGGCAUCUGGGACUUGAAACUAUGAGAACAAGACAUUCCACCAGGGGAACCCUGAAGGACUAUGCAGAGGGGGCCAUAAACAUGAAUUUCCUAGAUUCCUACUUUUCCCAGAAAGCAUUUGUCUGUGCAGAGGAAGAGGGUAUCCAAGAAGCAAAUGACUGCUUGCUGAUCUAUGAUAACGAAGGCACAGAUGAUGCUCCUGAUUCUCCCGUGGGAUCCCUGGAUUGCUGUAGUUUUAUUGUUGAUGACCUGGAUGACAGCUUCUUGGACUCACUUGGCCCCAAGUUUAAAAAACUUGCAGAGAUAACCCUUGGUAUUGAUGAGGAAGCCAAACAAGCUCAUUCACCCCCUCAAUACAGUGGUCCUGGGAUUGACCACAAGAGUCAAUCUUGUGGUAGACUCCAAAGGAUUGACCACAAGGGUCAACCUUGUGAUCAGCCUCAAGGGAUUGAGCCUUGUGGUCAAUCCCUUGGAGUGGACUCCUGUAGUCGACUCAUAGAAGUCCAGCAGUCAGGACUUGAGAGGUACCAGACUUUGUCUGGCAGUCAAGAACCUCAUGCUUUGUCUACCUAUGGGUCGCUCCAGCCAGCCAUUCCCAUACCCGACCCUCUGCAGCAUAGUAACUAUUUGGUAACAGAGUCUUACUCAGCUUCAAGUUCCUUUAUGCAACCUACCACUGCAGUCUUUGAUCCACUUCUCACACGAAAUGUAACAAUGACAGAAAGGGUGAUUUGUCCCCUUUCCAAUAUCCCCAGUUCCACAGACCCACAAGGGUCAUGCAAUAUGCUUUGUACUGAAGAUACUUGUUCCCGUCAGUGACCAGAAUGAACAAAAAUAACAUUCUGGCCAAUAAUUUGGACAAAAUUAUUUAAAAUAACAUAGCAAAGCUCACUGUUUUGGCCUAUUAUGACAUUUAUUAUAUACUCUCAUAAAUUAACCAUGAUCACAGAUUAAAUAUUCUGGUUCAUACAACAAACGUGGAUAUGUUCUCACUCUUAAUUCUCUAAUAUUUUUCAAAUUACAGUAAACUUUUACCUUUUUUAAAAAAAAAUCUUUUUUAAAAAUUGUAUUGUGUGGGAAAUUUUUCUAAACAUUUUUAAACUUCUGUGCUUUUAGUGCCAAAGGAAAGUUCUUAUCACUUUAAGAUGCAAUGUGGUUUAGUGGAUGAAGCACUUGGAGUCAAAAAUUCUAGUUCUUGUCUCCACCACUUUUUCUUGUGUCUUUAAUAAUGAUACAAGAAUAUCAUUAAUAAUUACUUCAGAAUCACAAAAUAUUUGCUAAUGCAUUUUAAACUGCUUGGGGAAAAGUUGUGUUUUCCCAUCUUCUUGACCCUGGUACAUCCUUUCUCAAGCUAAGGGCCAUGGGCUUGUGUAUCAAACUUGCUAUGUCUGUAUCCCAUUUAUGCUCAGAAGAAGACAAUUUUGAAAUAGAAAUAAUCAUAGGCCAUUUAUGAAAAUGUAUUAUGCUGUAAAUAAUAUUUUGUGCAUUUUUAAUCCUCAAAAGGAUCUAUCCAAUGAAAAUACACUGAAGCUCCACUCUGUAUGUCUCAGUAGCAAAUCCUGUGUUAGUGUUUGUAAAAGUAGCUCAGUACUUUUUAAGUGUUAGUGGGUAAGCAUAAAUUACAUAUGCCAGGCAGUAAGGUUUAUUAAUAUCUAUAGACUUUGUGGGACAAAAUAUAGCUUUUCUUAUAAGCAAAAGCAACUAUAGACUAGAAUAGCACAUGGUGAAAUCUGUAAAUAUGUAUUACAAGCAGCAUUUCAGGAAAAUAGUUGGAAAGUAAUUUUUAAGUCAAAAAGGGAUACCAAAAUGUGAUUAUUAAACUGUUUUCUCAGCCUUUGAUUCUAAAUUAAACUGCAAUAGCAAUUCAAUGCUUGAAUGUAAGAAUGUUAGGUUAGUGAAAGUUUAGAGUUUAUUUUGUGCAGGUUACCCUAAUGGCAAUGCAGCUCUUCAAGUCAUUUCUGGUCAUUCAAGAUGUUCGCCCUUUAGCCCACAGAGAAUGCCCUACCUCACUGCUCCCUGACAUUAUUGUCUUAGCUGAGUCUUUACUAAGUCAUUGUUCAGUUCCAUUAUUUCUAAUGGUAUAUCAAAUACAAAGUUUUAAAUUUCCUUGGGUUUCUUUUUUUGCCAUAAUAAAAACUGAAAUACAUUUUUCUAGAUAGAUUGCAAACUAAUCGAGUGUUUAUGUCUUUAACCUAGAAAGGUACAAGUCUGAGGAUGCCCAGAAGGAAGCAACUGCCUAAAUAUGGCUUUCCUGGUGCGUGGCUCUCCCUGGCACCAUGAUGCCCGGAAGGCCAGCCCUGAAAGCACUGGUGGCCCGAGCCUCCUGACAAGGGUGCCUCAAGGCUUUCCAUGUGCCCCUCUCAGGGUGAGAGGAGCCAGACCCCUGGAGCAGGCUACUGAGUGACUGUUGAUGCCAAUCCUGUUUCCUGUUUCUCAGUAGACAGCCCGAUCUGGGGUCUAAAGCACACACACGUUGAUUUGCACCUCUGUUUAUGCAUGAGGGUUAAGUUAAUAAUCAUAAUAGCCUUUAUUUAAAAUUCAAAGGUAUAUUUAGGAUCCUCAAAGCAUUUUAGCUUUGCUUCUUAAAACCAAUUUAUGAAACAAGAAUUUAGCUAUGUUAUUAAAGGGCUGGGGAAGCCAGGUCAUAAUAGUAAAGGUUAUAUUAGAGAAAAACUGCAAUUAAAUAUGUUUUUAAUUUUUUUAAAAAAAUGGUGUUUAAGGUGACCUAAAAAUUAAUUUUCUAUGUAAAAUGUGUCUGCAUUUUUUUCAUCAAAA